Molecule: messenger RNA, 1567 nt
Organism: Magnolia sinica
Lineage: Eukaryota; Viridiplantae; Streptophyta; Magnoliopsida; Magnoliales; Magnoliaceae
Product: serine carboxypeptidase-like 50
Exons: 1
Coding region: 34-1434 (466 amino acids)
Biological process (GO): proteolysis
Molecular function (GO): serine-type carboxypeptidase activity
Source: RefSeq, a predicted model, not a curated record
GUCCGGAUUGCAGACAAAAGCCGAUUUAAGCACAUGAUCCCUGACAUUCAAGCCAAUAGCGAAGACCUGAUGGAGUCCACCCCUUCCAACUUCCUCACUCUCCUCCUCAUACUCUCCUUCCUCCACCUCUCUCCGGCCAAUUCUCCAGCCAGGGCCGCCACUUUCUUGCCUGAAAAAUCCCUCCCAACAAAAUCCGGCUAUCUCCCGGUCAAUGGGACGUCUGGCUCAGCCAUCUUCUUCGCCUUCUACGAAGCCCAGCAACUCAAUUCUGAAAUCUCCAAGACACCGCUCCUCGUCUGGCUUCAAGGCGGGCCGGGCUGCUCUUCCAUGGUCGGUAACUUCUUCGAGUUCGGCCCAUGGCUUGUGCACUCUGAUCCCAGUGAUAGCAAAAACCCAAUUCUCAAAUCCAAUCCCGGUGCCUGGAACCGUUUGUUUGGCCUAAUUUUCAUAGACAACCCGAUCGGGACUGGCUUUAGUAUUGCCACCACCGAAGAUGAGAUCCCAAGAGACCAGAAUUCAGUAGCCAAACACCUGUUCAUUGCCCUCCAAGCAUUUCUGUCUUUGAACCCGUCUUUCAAAUCCCGCCCGCUCUAUAUAACAGGGGAGAGCUACGCGGGGAAGUACGUUCCAGCGAUCGGAUACUAUAUCUUGCAACAGAACUUGAGACUUCCCGCAUCGCGCCGGGUGAAUUUACAGGGUGUCGCGAUUGGGAACGGGCUGACGGACCCCGCCACUCAGGUGGCGACCCAUGCAGUGACUGCGUACUACUCUGGCCUGAUCAAUGCAAGGCAGUGUGACCAACUUGAGGAAUUCCAAGCUGAGGCUGUUAAAUUGACCCGAGAGGGGCGAUGGAGGGAAGCGACGGAUGCGCGGAGCCAUGUGUUGGAUUGGUUGCAGAAUGCGACGGGAUUGGCGACUCUUUAUGACCUGAGGAGGAAAAGGCCUUAUGAGACGGAUAUGGUCGACGUUCUUCUACAGAAGGAAGAGGUGAAGGCAGCAUUGGGUGUGAAGAAAGGGAUGGUUUGGGAGGAAUGCAGUGGUGUUGUGGGGAAUGCUUUGCAUGAGGAUGUGAUGAAGAGUGUGAAGUUUAUGGUGGAGGAUUUGGUGAAGAAGAGUCGAGUGCUUUUGUAUCAGGGGCAGUUCGAUCUGAGAGAUGGGGUGGUCUCAACUGAGGCUUGGAUGAAGGAGAUGGAGUGGGACGGAUUGGAGAGGUUUCUAAGUGCAGAUAGGAAUGUUUGGAAGGUGAAUGGAGAGGUGAGUGGGUAUGUACAGAGAUGGGGAAGCUUGACCCAUGUAGUCGUUUCAGGGGCGGGACACCUCGUGCCGGCCGAUCAAGGAUUGAGCUCUCAGGCGAUGAUCGAAGAUUGGGUUUUGGAGAGGGGCUUGUUUGGUGAUGAGAAAACGGUCGUUUCGAGCUUCCGUGGCGCUCUUUGAAUCGAUUUUCCUGUUGUGACGAAAUGAGUUUUGGUGUGGCUGCAGGAAUUCAAAACAAAUUGAAAGUUUAUGUAGUUGAAUUCAAUAUCUAUCGCUGCAAUACAAUGAAUCGGGUCUAAUUGGUUUGGCCAAA